UGCCGCUGCUGCCAAGAAAGGAAAUCUGAUAAUUUCUCUGGGAAAUUUGACUGCCGACUACUGUGUAGAAAGUGACCAUUUUAUAACAGGAGUGUUAUUCUAACAGUCGCAUAAUCAUUAGCAUAUAGUACCACUGGAAUCAGCUCAGGACUGGGGCCAGAACAUUUCUGAAGGAAAGCUCCCCUCCAUCUGUUCACAAGCCCCCAACUCCCUCUCCUUGACCUUCAUCCCCUUUCUCGCGCCCCCUUCAUCCUCUGUUCUACGACUAUAGUUCUCACUGUAAUUACUGUUGUUGCUGUUGUCGUCUCAUUAGUCCUGUAUUUUCGUUUGCCAAAAAUAGUUUCGGAGGGGUGAAGGACCUCGCGUCUUAAAAAUCUUCUUCUGCUUCGGACUAAGCUCUUCAACUCUGCUCAACACUUGAUUCAUCUGUCUACAGGAUUCUAAGGAUCCAUCUUCCUUCGUUCUUUCUUCUCCACCUCGAUUCUCCUUCUCGUGUUGUUCAUCUAGGUCUUUGCGUGUCAGUGGUGCAUGUGAUUCUGUCUUAGGGCAACCAUGGCCUCCUCCGAGAACCAAAACCAAGUUGGUGGUGGCUUUGACGUGCAGAGAUUCUUCAAAACCAGUAAUCUUUCAAACCCUAACCCUACCUCUAGUCCUCCACCUGGGUAUGAGAUAACACCCUCUGCCUCCCAGCCCUCACCUUCUUACACCUCUCCCCAACUUGCUAACACCUCAAACUUUCAGCCAGGACCCUUCUCUUAUCCUCCCCACACUUCACCAUACCACCCCUAUAUGCAUUACUCGCCAGACACAGUUCAGAAUGCUCACCCUCCGCUGAGACCACCCUUCAGCAAUGCUCCCCUUCCCACUAUCCCCCCUUCUUUCCCUCAGCAACAACCGCAGGCAAGCCCUCCCCAGCUCCCUUCUUCUGGUGUUCCUGCCCCUAAUCCCGGCGCCCGCCUCAUGGCUCUUCUCGGAACCCAAUCGUCCGGAGGCGAUCACGUGGUGCCGCCAAUCAACCCGGAUUUUUCUCCUCCGGGCGUUACUUCUUCACCUGAGUCUUACCCGCAAUUGCGUGCGAAUACCCCGGCGAUUCCUCCUGUUCCACCUCUUAGUCUUACCAGUCCGCCUCCGUUGGCAACCCCUAGUCGAGUACCUAGCUGUAAGCUACCAAAGGGUCGCCAUAUCAGUUGCGACCAUAUGGUCUAUGAUAUAGAUGAGAGGCUUCCUGGUGAAGUGCAGCCCCAAUUGGAAGUUAAUCCAAUUACCAAGUACGGUUCAGAUCCCGGACUUGUUAUUGGGAGGCAGAUUGCUGUAAAUGCAACAUAUAUAUGCUACGGGUUGAAGCUUGGUGCAGUUCGUGUGCUCAACAUAAAUACUGCAUCUCGGCAUUUGCUUCGUGGGUAUUCGCAGAGGGUCACUGAUAUGGCCUUCUUUGCUGAGGACGUUCAUCUUCUGGCCAGUGCUAGUGGAGAUGGUAGGGUUUUCAUUUGGAAGAUUACUGAAGAUCUUAAUGAGGAGGAUAAGUCGCAGAUAACUGGUAAACUGAUUUUAGCCAUACAAAUGGUUGGAGACAGGGAAUUGUUUCAUCCACGUGUAUGCUGGCACACUCAUAAACAAGAAAUAUUGAUGGUUGGUAUUGGAAACUCUGUCUUUGGAAUUGACACAAUGAAAGUAACAAAGGGAAAGUUCUUCUCAGAGGAGGAACUAAUCCGGUGCCCACUUGACAAGCCCAUUGAUGGAAUCUACUGCAUUGGCAAACAUGAUGGUGAUGUUACAGACUUGUCAAUAUGCCAAUGGAUGUCAUCUCGUUUGGCAUCAGCAUCAAAAGAUGGCACGGUGAAGAUUUGGGGAGAAAGGAAAUCAGGACCUAUUGCAGUGCUGAAACCUCAUGAUGGUCAACCAGUAAACUCAGUAACAUUUUCAGUCGCACCUGAACGCCCUGAUCACAUUGUUCUUUGCACAUCGGGUCCUCUCAGUCGUGAGUUGAAAAUCUGGGCAUCAGCAAGUGAAGAGGGCUGGCUUUUGCAUAGCGAGGCGGAACAUUGGAAGUGCGUGCAAACACUUGAGCUGAAGAGUUCUGCUGAAUCCCAUGCUGACAAUGCCUUUUUCAAUCAAGUUGUAGUGCUAUCUCAUGCUGGUCUUAUUUUGCUGGCAAAUGCUAAAAAAAAUGCUAUAUAUGCUAUCCAUGUAGAGUAUGGACCAAAUCCAGCUGCUACACGCAUGGAUUACAUAACAGAGUUUACUGUUACAAUGCCGAUUCUUAGUCUUACUGGUACUAGUGUAGCUCUGUCAGAGAGGGAGUGCAUUAUUCAGAUUUACUGCGUUCAAACACAGGCCAUUCAGCAGUAUGCUCUGGACUUAGCCCUGUGUUUGCCACCACCUUUGGAGCGUGUGGUCUCAGAUGUGGUUCCAACCUGUCCUCGGGUUUCAAGUUCUGAUGGCUUUCCUGUUACUGGUUCUAUGCAAGGAGAUCCAGUUAAUGUAGGAACUAAAUCUCCAAUUCAUGAGAGCAGUCCUGACUAUGCAUCUGCUGGUUCACAAUGUGGAUCAUCAGAGGUGCCUGAUUCAGUUGUCACUAAGGAAGAACCAAAACAAAAUAUCCUGUUACCUGCAAGCUCUGGUGGUGAUAAUGUUCAUAGGCAGUCCCUAACUCAGCCUCCAAAUUCAGGUAUAUCAGAAGGGUUAGCUGGUUAUAGAAGCGCGCCAGAAAGCUUUGAACAGGGAGCUUCACCUACUGAAAAUCACUUGGAUAAUGGGAAGUUAGAGAGUACUCUUGUCAGUUUGUCUGAUGGUCCGUCCAAAGAUGAUAUUGGUGGAAGUGCACCAUUAGAGUCAGCAGAAGAUAAUAAGCCUGUGAUGGCAGGUACAUCUGUUACUUUUGAUCUAAAAAAUAUCCCCACAUACUUGAUUACGCCAUCAGAUAUAUUAGCUAUGGGUACGUCAAAUGAGAAUACUCCGGCUUCACAAGAUUUUAAAACAGAGGGGCCAAUGAUUCAGGAUGAUAGAACCCAAGAAAGAGAUACCCAUAGUAAGGAGGUUAAGAAGAUAGAUGUGGAGUUGAAGGUUGUUGGUAGAGGUGAAAAAGUGAGUCAAGAGGUGGAAGCCGAACCUGAAAAAGAGACACCCAUUCUUAUGGUGGAUAAAAGAGAGAGAGUUUUUUAUUCCCAAGCUGGAAUUGCCUGUACUAUGGCCACUGAGUGUCGUCCCCUACUUAGUGAAGUAAUUGAACUGAAUGUUGCUCCCCAAGUGGAAGAUUCUGGUCUAGUGGAUAAGAAAGAGCAUUCACGUGAUAGUUGUGUUGAAAGCCAGGGUCCCGCAAAGGAUGUUGUUGGAAAAUCCACUGAAACAUCUGUACAGGGCUUAGUUCCACCAUCACCUCCCACAGGUACAAAGAUAAAGAAGCAUAAAUUGAAGGCUUCUCAACCAUCAAUGUCAUGUUCGACUAAUCUUAGCCCAUUCAACUCUACGGACUCCUCAGUUGGUGAGCCCAGUAGCAGCUCGGGCUCUUCUGCAGAGGCUGCUUGUGCACAGAUUCUCGCAAUGCAGGAUCCGCUUAACCAGCUUAUAACAAUGCAAAGGGAAAUGCAGAAACAAAUGGCUGCAAUGAUCACAAUCCCUAUCUCUAAAGAAGGAAAACGUAUUGAAGCAGCCCUAGGCCGUCAAAUAGAUAAAAUGAUAAAAGCAAAUUUUGAUGCUAUGUGGGCUCGAAUUUUAGAGGAGAACACAAAACAUGAGAAGAUUGAACGAGAUCAUCUUCAGCAGAUGACAGCCUUGAUAUCAAAUAUUACCAAUAAAGACUUACCUGCCAUGAUGGAUAAAACAUUGAAAAAAGAAAUUGCUGCUAUUAGUCCAAAUAUAACCAAAGCUAUUAUAUCUGUUCUUGAGAAAACCAUUCCUUCUGCAGUUGCAGAUUCUUUUCAGAAAGGGGUUGGUGAUAAGGCAGCGAGCCAGCUAGAAAAGUCUCUCUAUUUGAAACUCGAAACCACAUUAUUGAAACUGAUCCAGGCACAGUUUCAAACCUCCGUCAAGCAAGCUCUCCAAGAUGCCUUAAGGUCAACUUUGGAGAAUUCAUUGAUUCCGGCAUUUGAGGUUUCCUGCAAAAAAAUGUUUGAGCAGGUUGAUGCCACUUGCCGCAAGGAGAUGGGAGAAUAUAUUGCUAACAUCCAGCAGCAGUUUGAAUCAACACAUGCUACUCUUGCACUUGGCUUGAGGGAUGGAAUUAGCAAACUUUCUUCUGCUGUUCAAACUUUAAAUAAUGAAGUGGCUGAUGGUCAGCAGAAGAUUCUGGCUUUUGCAGUUGCAAGUACUAACCCUGUAAUGGAUCUGAUUGGUAGUGCACAAGUCAGCAAUGGCCCCAAGGUGGAGGCACGUCUUGAUCCCACCAAGGAAGUAGGCAGGCUAGUCUCCGAGCACAAAUUUGAGGAAGCAUUUGUUGCAGCUCUCCAGAGGACAGAUCUCUCCCUUGUUUCUUGGUUAUGCUCUCAGGUUGAUCUGCCAGGGAUUUUGUCCACUGUACCGUUGCCUCUGAGUCAAGGAGUCUUGUUAUCUCUUGUGCAGCAACUUGCUUGCGAUCUUGGUAAUGAUACCUCUCAAAAAUUGUCAUGGGUGGCGGAAGCUGCAAUGGCACUCAAUCCAUCUGACGCUUUGAUCAUGAUGCAUGCUCGGCCAAUUCUUGAACAAGUAUACCAAAUGUUGGUCAGGCAAAAGGCAACGUUGACAUCUCCUAAUGAAGUCAACAACGUUCGCAUGGUCAUGCACGUGAUGUCCUCUAUGUUGAAAACCUGUAGAUGAUUCAGAUGAUUAUCUUGUUGGCGUUGAAAAAUCUUAUACACCUGUCACCAAUAAAAUAGGAGGUUGCAUAUUGUAUAGAAGAUUAGAAGUUUCUGGAAUAUGUGAAUAGUUUGGUCUGUACAUUUUUGAGAGAUGGGUCAUGUAAUUGUUUCUUUUAUUUUGUCUCCAUUUUUUUGCUUUUGCUUUUGCUUUUGCCAGCAUGAAACUAAAACAAAUUAUGUUUCUUAUCCUCAUCAAUUUUGACAUUUACCAGUUAAAAUCA
This is a messenger RNA of Nymphaea colorata (pocket water lily), 5053 nucleotides long. RefSeq names its product enhancer of mRNA-decapping protein 4-like. Bases 553 to 4791 code for a protein of 1412 amino acids. Gene Ontology annotation, biological process: deadenylation-independent decapping of nuclear-transcribed mRNA. Gene Ontology annotation, cellular component: P-body. Gene Ontology annotation, molecular function: protein binding. NCBI's taxonomy places the organism in Eukaryota, Viridiplantae, Streptophyta, Magnoliopsida, Nymphaeales, Nymphaeaceae. The transcript has 12 exons. The record is from RefSeq and is a predicted model, not a curated record.